AAUGCAAAUUUUCCCAUAGAGAAAAAAGAGGCUAGUUUAUAGGCAGAUAUGAGUAGAUAAGUUCAAGGCUGGUUCCUGGCCAUUUCUAUGAACUAGUGGUGUUGACGAGAGCGUUGACCGGUUCAGUCUCCUCAAGCUCCAAUCAUUAAACGUUUCGGAGACCCAAAAAGCAAUGCAAAUGCGUCUCUCUCUUCUAUGUUUUGAUUACCAAUCCUUCUCCUCCAUUUUUCUCUUUGCUUUAACAAGUAUCCUUUGAUUUCGAUCACACCCAUCAUGUAUUCAACAAACCCAAACUCCUAUGACAAUUUCUCCGGCGGACCCCCACAGGCGCCGCUGUUUAGUCAAGAUUCAACCACAACUGGGAUUCCGGUGAGCUCAACAAACCAGUACUACACUAGUGACAAUUCUCGAUCAGAAACCUAUCUUGAAUCCAAGAAGAGGGACCCAUGGUCCUCUGGCUUAUGCGACUGCUUUUCCGAUUGGCGAAACUGUUGCAAAACAUUUUGGUGCCCCUGCGUCACCUUCGGGCAAAUUGCUGAGAUUGUGGACAAGGGAUCAUCAGCUUGCGGAGUCAAUGGAGCAAUAUACACACUAAUUGCUUGUGUGACUGGUUGCGCUUGCUGCUACUCUUGCUUCUAUAGAGCGAAAAUGAGGCAGCAAUACGCCUUGAAGGAGAGCCCCUGUGGAGAUUGUUUGGUUCAUUUAUGCUGCGAGUAUUGCGCCUUGUGCCAAGAAUAUCGUGAGCUCAAAGCCCAUGGAUAUGACUUGUCUAUAGGAUGGCAUGGUAAUGUGGAGAAGAAGACCCGUAGCUUGGAGAUGGCUUCGAUGCCACCAGCGGUGGAAGGAGGCAUGACCAGAUAAGAGUGGAAGAUUUGAGCUCUGGUUCAAUGUUGUUGGACUAAAAACAUUUGAGUUUGACUCUGCAUAUGGUCCAGCUUGGCAUUGCAUAGUGGGAACUAGCUUUGGUUCAUAUGUUACUCAUUCCAUAGGAGGCUUCUUGUAUUUUUCAAUUGACAAGGUGUACAUCUUACUCUUUAAGACUGCGGUUGAGCCUUUAGACCAUUGAUGAUUUGCAAAUUUGAGUGCCACGCUCUUGUAUGUUUUUCUUGAUAUCAUAAUUUUUCAUCUUCUUUUUGU
Messenger RNA from Hevea brasiliensis (rubber tree), 1137 nucleotides. RefSeq names its product protein PLANT CADMIUM RESISTANCE 2. The record is from RefSeq and is a predicted model, not a curated record. Lineage: Eukaryota; Viridiplantae; Streptophyta; Magnoliopsida; Malpighiales; Euphorbiaceae. The coding region runs from base 274 to 861 and encodes 195 amino acids. The transcript is spliced from 5 exons.